Molecule: messenger RNA, 771 nt
Organism: Parasteatoda tepidariorum (common house spider)
Lineage: Eukaryota; Metazoa; Arthropoda; Arachnida; Araneae; Theridiidae
Source: RefSeq, a predicted model, not a curated record
AUGACUGAACUUGAAAAUCAGUCAGUCGCUCAUGUUGCCGUCAAGGCGCCACCCUUUUGGAAAAAUAAUCCAGCGCUAUGGUUCGUCCGUUUGGAGGCGCAAUUCGAUUUGGCUAAAAUAACAGCUGAUAUAACCAAAUUUAACCAUGUGCUUUCUGCUGUUGAAUCGGACAUUUUAAAUUAUGUUAGUGAUUUAGUGUUAAAGCCCCCUGAGAAUGAUAAAUAUGAAGCACUUAAAAAACGUUUAGUAGAGUUACACUCUGAAAGCGAAGCAUCUAAAAUAAGAACUUUACUCCAAGGUUUAGAGUUAGGGGACCAACGACCAUCCCAGCUUUUAACGAGAAUGCGUUCACUCGCAGGUGACAACGUAGGCGAUACUCUUUUAAAAUCAUUGUGGCUUGGUCGGCUACCUAAUGGGACACAAACAAUUUUGGCCGCUCUCAGCGAAGAUUUAGAUCAGUUAGCCACUGUGGCAGACAAGAUUAAUGAUCUCUCUAUUCAUCAGGGAGUUAAUUCUGUCGCCGCUACUUCUAAUUCCCACACCUCUCGAUUAGAACAACAAGUUGCUCAAUUGACACAGCAAGUUAAUGAGUUAACUGCUUUUGUCAAAAGAUCGCGUAGCCCAGCUCCAAAUCAUUUUCGAAAACGUAGCAGCUCUAGAACCCGUUUUAAAAAAUUUAAAGAUCCUGCUAAUGGCAAAUGCUUUUAUCACACUAACUUUGGCAAAAAUGCCAAAAAGUGUACUCAGCCAUGUAAUUUUUCAACAAACUAG